This is a messenger RNA of Owenia fusiformis, 996 nucleotides long. Lineage: Eukaryota; Metazoa; Annelida; Polychaeta; Sabellida; Oweniidae. The record is from the annotation of a GenBank genome assembly.
UAAUUUCACAGCGCACCUGCAGAAAUGAUAGUUCAAAUUUUGCCCGCCAGGUUGUUCUUACCAACCGAUAGGUGGCGGAUUUCCGUCUCUACUAACAACAAAUAUGGCGGGCGGUGAUAGUAAUAACUGGCCAAGAAAGCGAGAAUCCGAGGAAUACCUCGAGAAGCAUAGAAUUUUAGAGCUAUUCAAUAACUUAACAUCACAGCUUAUAUAUAGUAGACCAGAAAAUCCCAAAGAAUUUACCAUUGAUUUACUAGAAAAGUUGAAAAAGUCCAGAAUGACACAUUUAGAUUUCCCCAGUAUAUUUGAUGAGAGCAAUGUUCGUAGUGUAUUUGGAAUGCUUGAUCCCACAGGACGUGGCUAUAUUACUUUGAGUCAAUACAAAGAAGCUCUCACCACUCUAGGUGUAGAAAACUUUGAUAUGAACCCUGCUGGAGGAGAAUAUGACAAAAUUACCAUGGAAACAUUCGUCAGAGAAGCAAAAUCUGGAAUUGCCAAAGCCUCAGCCACAUUCUAUGAAAACAAAGCAUAAUAAAUAUGGACUUGAAACACCAAAAACAAAUAACGGAUACACAAAACAGAUAGAAAAAUAAACAAAGAAACAAGGAAAACAAAAUAAAAAUCAAGAAAAUGACUUGAAGCAACAAUUUCUAUUUUCUCUUUAAUUUGGACAUUUUAUUAGUACAAAACAAUCCUGUUUAUAAAACUUUCAAUUCUCACUUUCCUGUGUCAUGUAAUUCCUUUUUUUGUAGUUUCAGUCAAACGCAAAGAAAUAAGAAAUUGCUUCAUUUAAGUGUCCAUCCAAUCAUAUAAAUGGGCAAAUUACCCAAUUUGCUAAAUUUGUGACUGUGCAGUAGACUGCGUUGGGAUAUAUGUACAGUGUAGAUGUGCAUAUAUAUAAUACUAACAUGUAAAUAUUAAUCUCUCAUGGUGCACAAUGUAGAUAUUUUACAAGCAUCAUGUAUUUAUCAUGUAAAUAUUGUAAAGAGAAACAAG